This is a messenger RNA of Sesamum indicum (sesame), 966 nucleotides long. RefSeq names its product Lactoylglutathione lyase / glyoxalase I family protein. The record is from RefSeq and is a predicted model, not a curated record. NCBI's taxonomy places the organism in Eukaryota, Viridiplantae, Streptophyta, Magnoliopsida, Lamiales, Pedaliaceae.
GAUGGAUGAACCAGAACAAGAGUUCAUCGGCAGCAGAGAAGUGAAAAUCUUGAGGUCUUCAGCUCGGGGAAAAGAUAAUGGCAGCAGCAAAAGGAACCUGCCUCAAUCACCUUUCUAGGGAAUCCCCUGAUGUCAAACGCCUCGCCAAGUUCUACAUAGAGAUGUUCGGUUUUGAGCAAGUGGAGAGUCCAAAAUUCGAUUUUGAGGUGAUAUGGUUGAAGUUGGGUUCAUCGUUCUACCUGCAUCUCAUAGAACGAGACCCCAACUCUAAGCUUCCAGAAGGCCCAUGGAGUACUGCGUCAGCAGUGGCAGACCCCAGGCAUCUUCCUAGAGGACACCAUCUCUGUCUUUAUGUGCCCAACUUCGACUCCGUUGUUCGGAACCUUAAGGAGAAAGGAAUAGAGGUAAAUGAGAGGACUCGGCCAGAUGGGAAGGCAAGGCAAGCAUUCUUCUUCGAUCCAGAUGGGAAUGGAUUGGAGGUGACAAGCCAGAGCCCAGAACUGUAAAUCAAGCACGUUCAUGUGAUCCAAGAAUAGUAGCUAAUAAAGUGUUUUGUGCAAUAAUGUCGGCGCAUUAUGCACUUCUAUAACCCUCCCUUUGUGUUCGAUGGUUGUCAGGAGGCCACUCCAUGGCUUUCUUGUAGCCAUGAAAGUUGUAUUCCAAGAACUGCUCCAAAGUUAUAACGUGUCAUAAUAUCUUAUGCACAAGAUAGAUGAUGCUUCUUGGAUUAACAAGAUAUGUGACGGUGAUAACAAAUCGUCUCCUUCUAAUCAAGCGACACUGGAAACAAAGGCUUCUGUAUAGACACUAAGACGUGUACAGGGUCUCGCAUACUACGACCAAGAAUUCCUGAUGAAGUAGUAGUUUUGAUAUGUAUGGAUAUAAGCAUACAGAUAGGACACACUGAUACAAAACUCGUUAUGUUGACAAUACAGUAGAAAUCGUGCCACAUUUAUCCCUUUGUCC